AUGGCGCAGUUACACAAAGACAGCAAGAUGUUAACAUCUGAAGGCGAUGUCGUUUCUCUGGAGACCUGCGAGGGCGACUCCCUGAGCCUGGGCUGUGCUGCUAAGAGCAGCCCCCAGGCCACCCUGAGCUGGACCAAUGUGAACGAGUCCCUGAGCCCCGGCCAGGGAGGGGCCGGGUGGCUGGAGCUGCCGAGUCUCAGCCCAGAGGACGCUGGGGAGUAUCGGUGCCGGGCGGAGAAUCCCUACGGCUCGGCCAGCAGGUCCCUGCGUGUGCUCGUGCAGUCCCCACUGAGGUCUCCGCAAAUCUCCGUGUCUCGAGCUAACAGCAGCGGCCCCCAGCAGUUCCCAGACCCUAGCACCGUGGUGGCAAACGGCUCCCAGCUCUCGGCCCAGGUGGGCGACUCCCUGCGGUUCCUCUGCUCCGUCCCCAGCUGCUCCCCUGCUAACCUGAGCUGGGAGCGGGGGGACCAAGGCAGGGCCCCCCGCGCGUGGGGGGAGAAUCCGCUGUGGCUGGAGCUGCCCAACGUGACGGCCCAGGACGGGGGGCUGUACCGGUGCCGGGCCCAGAGUGAGGAGAGCUCGGACUAUGGGACGUUCCAGCUGCUCAUUGAGUGCUGCGGAGCCGGAGGCCAGCGCCCCCCAUUACCGAGACUGAGGAGAUGGCCAACCAGCCUGAUCUACAGUAACAUCGCCACCAUCCCCAUGCCCCUGGAGGCGCCCGCCACGGAAUAUUCCGAGAUCCGGUUGAAGUAG
Molecule: messenger RNA, 753 nt
Organism: Pelodiscus sinensis (Chinese soft-shelled turtle)
Lineage: Eukaryota; Metazoa; Chordata; Testudines; Trionychidae
Source: RefSeq, a predicted model, not a curated record